CGUACACGUGUGUGCCCCACGCAGUGCAUGCUGUAUGUGGACAGUGCUAGUGCAGUGCAAAUUGCUUUGUGUUUUGUAGAAAUCGAGGUUGGAAGUUCAGUUUGGGGUAAUCACAGGUUUUUUUCUGGGUGGAAAGACAUCAGAAUCGCUAAGAUGGCCAGACCAUGGAAGGAGGAAAAGAGGCAGAUCCGUGUUGUGACGUUGAAUUGCUGGGGCUUGAUGUAUGUUAGCAGUCACCGUGAGAAACGAAUUGGAUGUCUUGGAGAUGAGCUAGCUAAAGGAUGCUAUGAUGUGGUUACAUUACAAGAGAUUUGGAUGGAGAAAGAUUACAAACAGAUAUGCGACAAGGCAAAAGAUGUUCUGCCCUACCAUCAUUAUUUCCAUAGCGGAUUUCUCGGAAGUGGCAUGUGCAUCCUUUCCAAGUGGCCCAUAGUAGACACACUGUUUCAUGGCUACUCACUGAACAGCUAUGCCUAUCGCAUUCUGGAAGGAGACUGGUUUGGGGGCAAAGGAGUCGGACUGUGCGUGAUUCAAGUGGACGAUUUCACCGUCAACGUCUACACGACCCAUAACACAGCGAUGUACGCACCCUCCAAUGUCUUUUCGGCAGAUGAGCACUUUACUCAUCGUCUCCUGCAAGGCUACGAGCUCAGCAAGUUUGUGCGAUUUACGGGCACCAACAGUGACCUGAACGUGGUGACCGGCGACUUCAACACGGAGGAUAACUCCUUGGGGUUGAAGGUCGCUAGGGUCAAUGCAGACCUCCAAGAUGCUUGGCUGGAUCGUCCAAAUCAGUGCAAGGAUGAGCCAUGCUGUACAGUAGAAGCCCCCGAUAAUUGCUACACGUCGACGAAGACCAGAUUCUAUCCUCAGCACCCGGGCAUGCGUAUUGACUACAUCUUGUACAAUGCCAAGCCGAGAUCAUGUUGCGUGACCUGCCGGGACUGCAGACUGACCUUCAAGAAAAUCCCAGGAACGGACAUCAACUACUCGGACCAUGACGGAGUCGAGGCACUCUUCGAACUUGAAAAGGGACGAGAUGACCAAGUUCUAGAACCUUCAGACGAGGAGGGCCGUCUUGGUGUCCUAUUGGAAAUGCUUCCAUACCUCAGUGAUUCCAUCCAAAAGAUCACACGGCAGCGCUUCUGCUACCUCCUGGUUUCCCUCCUAUUUUUCCUCUUACUGGCAUCUCUCUGGCUGAGUGGUGCAUUCCACUGGCAGACCAGCGUUUACGCUCGUUGCGGGGCGCUCGUCGCGCUGUUGGCCCUUGUCGUGUUGGGGCUGGCAGCACUAUGUAUCGGUGUUUCCGUCAAGACGACGGAGUUGAACCAGUUGAUUGGCAGGAAGAGGGAAAUAACAUUGAAUGUGAGACGGUUAGAAUCUCAGCUUAAAAACAAGUAAGGAAAUGGCGUUACACAAGCCACUGGGCCUAUUGACGAAAGUCAGCCCUGUCUCCGACUGUAGCUCUCUUUCCUGCUCUGAAAUCACAUGCAGUCCAUUGGACCUAAUGAAAAGUCUCUGGCUUUUACCUUGAUGUACAUGGUGAUGCUCUAUAUCAAAGCAAUGACUCAUUUGGCUGGACUCCACAUGUACAGUGGCAGGAACUGCAAAGUUAGGAAUGGCCAAAACUGGGAUAUAUCUUGAGUUAGUUUUAAGGAAUGGGCCUUAGCGCAGUGCACUCAAGUCCUUGCUAAAAUUUAUCUGAACUUUGCUGACCACGUGUCUCCCUUCCACACAUACACUCACACAAAUAACACCUAUAAUUACAGAUGAACCAAAGGUAAGUCAGGUCCAUUAAAGUUUCAUAUUUAAGAAAAACUUGUUUUGCAUUGUGAAGGAUUAAGAGUCAAGCCCACUUUUUCAGUCGAGUCAAAGUUAAUAAUCAUGUUUUUCAAUUGCUUUUUCAAUAAAUAAUUAGUAUCUAAUAAUUGAGAAUCUACACACAAUUGGUUUUUGUUUGCUUUGCUGGGGCCGAAGCACUCAGUGAUACAAGGGGAAGUCAGACAAGACAAAAUCCUGACGUUUUUCAUCAAAAUGAAAUAUUUAUUACUACUUUUUACAAACAAAUGUAUCUUUUCAAACAGGAAUGACAAUAACUUCAGCACAGGUUUACUACGUUUACCUGCAGAAUAUUGUUCAGAUUUAUCUUUUGUGCAAAAGUUACGAGUAUGUUAAAUGCAGUA
Molecule: messenger RNA, 2183 nt
Organism: Acanthaster planci (crown-of-thorns starfish)
Lineage: Eukaryota; Metazoa; Echinodermata; Asteroidea; Valvatida; Acanthasteridae
Gene: smpd2
Product: sphingomyelin phosphodiesterase 2
Molecular function (GO): sphingomyelin phosphodiesterase activity
Source: RefSeq, a predicted model, not a curated record